Messenger RNA from Dacryopinax primogenitus, 1599 nucleotides. RefSeq lists its product as uncharacterized. Lineage: Eukaryota; Fungi; Basidiomycota; Dacrymycetes; Dacrymycetales; Dacrymycetaceae. The record is from RefSeq and is a predicted model, not a curated record. The transcript has 2 exons. The coding region runs from base 337 to 1599 and encodes 420 amino acids.
CGAUUAUCACGUACUCUUCAGACACUUGCAACAACUUCAACUUCAUCCUCAGCGCCCGCGCCAUUCUUCACUCCUUCAUCCCCAUCCCCUUAUCCACCAUCUCCCUAUCCUGCUCUCCUCCUCUCCCUACCACCAGCCCCAUCCCAUCCCCAUCCCCGCCAAAGGCCAAAAAAGAGCACCACCACUCUCUUCCCACCUUCACCUCCUCCCCCCGCACCACCAACCCAGCACCCCUCCACCUCAGGCACCCCCUCCCUCCUCCCCCCGCAAACGGACACUCUCUUAGCACCGGAGGACAACCACAGGAAAUGGACCGUUUGUACUGCUGCGAGUGGGAUGCCUAAGCAUGGGGGUGCGUGUGUACCGCGAGGGGGUGGGGUGGUACAAGUAGGAGAAGACUGUUAUUUCGUACUACCCGACUCCAUGGGCAUAUCAGACGGCGUCGGAGGCCUCAAAGGACCAAGGUGCAACCCAGGCCUCUUCGCUCUCAGUCUCAUUUCUCAUGCGGCGUCGCUCAUGUCACCUUCGGUGGCGGGGUCGACGAGUGAGUUGUUGGCUCCGACGGGGGAGGGGGGGAAGUGUCUGGUGGGCGCUGGUUAUGAGGCGAGGGGUGCGGCCUUGAAUGCCGCUGCUUCUGCGUCGACAGCAUCUCCAACUCCAACACCGACAACCUCAACCCCAUCCCCAUCCCCAUCCCCGGCAUCCCAACCCCACCUUCCCCCCGCCUCCCCCUCCCCCUCACCAGCACCCCCUCCCCCCCGCACCCCCCUAGACCCCCACCCAGCCCUCCUAACCUCCACCUCGCUAACCCUAUCCGCAUUCGCCCUUGCCAACCUCCAGGGCAGCGCUACCUGCACUUUGGCGCGAUUGGAUGAGGAGGGGAGGUUGAGGGUUGCUCAUGUGGGGGAUUGUGUGCUUUGGUGUGUUAGGAGGGAGGGGGAGGUGGGGGGGACCGCAGGGGCGGGGGUGGGAAUGGGGGUGGGGGCGGCAGGAGUGGGGAUAACAGCGCCGACGGCGAUGGGGAUGGGGAUGACGAGUGCAGCGCCUGCACCGGCAGUAGCAGCAACACCAACACCAACACUGUCGGGAAGAGUACCAGUAGGGAUGACCACUCUACCCCCACCCUCACGGGCAACGGCAACAACAAGGCCAGCAGCAGCAGCAGUACUAUCAACAACAUCAACGCUGCCGCCGCCGCUACCAUCAGCAGCACCAGCAGCAACAGUCCCAACAGCCCUCCAACCCAACUCCAACUCCAACUCCAACCCUAACUCCUACAAGCUCAAAAUCGUCUUCCGUACGCCGGCGAUGCAGAAAGGGUUUAACAGGCCGGCGCAGGUCUCCACACCCGUGUCCGUGUCAAAGCCUGUGUCUGUGGCUAGGCCUGUGUCGAAGUCUGUGGCUAUACCGGUGGCUGCACCUUCGCCGGUGGCCACAUCCGCACUGGUGGGUGCGACUGGGACUGGGCAAGAGCAGGCGCUUGGACAAGGGCAAAGGCAGGGGAUUGCGCUCGGGCAGGAGGGGGGGAUGGGGCUUGCGGACGGCGAUGGGGACGGCGAUGGGGACGGCGGCGGUUUCACUCUCUGGGGAUGGGAGUGA